This is a messenger RNA of Closterium sp. NIES-67, 1550 nucleotides long. Lineage: Eukaryota; Viridiplantae; Streptophyta; Zygnematophyceae; Desmidiales; Closteriaceae. The record is from the annotation of a GenBank genome assembly.
GGCUUGGGAUGUACUGAGUACAAGCGUGGAGAUGUUAUCUCGAAGGACGAAGAACAACCGUCUACACCGACCACUGCAGCCUGAAAUACUUGAAGACACAACCCAACCUUUCCAGGCGGCAGGUCCGGUGGAUCGACUUCCUCGAGACACACUUCCACUACGACAUCGUGUACAAGCCCGGCCACAAAAACAAAGCAGACGCUCUUAGCCGGCCUGCGCACGUUGCCGCAAUUCAGAUUGAAGGGAUGAAUCCAUUACUCAAGGGACUCUUCACACACGGCAACAAGACGCUCACCGGUAUCGCCAAACACUACUACUGGCCCCACAUGGCAGAUGACGUACAGAAAUUCGUCACCUCGUAUGAUACGUGUCAGCGGAUGAAGAGCAGCAAGCAGAAAAAGGCGGGACUACUGCAGCCUCUUCCUGUCCCAGAACAACCAUGGCAAGUGGUUAGCCUGGACUUCAUCACCGGGUUACCACCUACCACCAGUGGUCAUAACGCAAUCCUUGUCGUCAUCGACAAGUUCUCCAAAAUGGGACAGUUCAUCCCAACACACACGACGGCACGCACCGAGGAGACAGCACAACUCUUCGUUCGUCACAUCAUCUCACAGCAUGGCAUUCCAACCACACUCAUCUCCGAUCGAGACCCCAAGUUCACCAGCAAGUUCUGGAAGGAACUUAUGUCUCUUCUCGGAACCAAACUCGCCAUGUCAUCCGCUUACCAUCCGCAGACAGACGGACAGACCGAGCGCCUCAACCAAAUUGUUGAGCAACUCCUCCGAGCAGCCUGCAAGGACGAGAUCUCCAAAUGGGACCUGCACCUGCCCGUUCUGGAGUUUGCUUACAACAACGCUACACAUGCCGCUACUGGACAGACGCCGUUCUUCCUCUGCUACGGACGCCACCCACUCACACCACAGAAACCGCCCACAUCCGCUGCAGUACAACUUGCACAUGAUUUCAUCACAACCAUGCAUCAGUUUUGGGAUCGGACCCACAAGCGCCUCCUCGACAUUCAGCAGCAACAAAAGCGCCAGGCCGAUCACCAUCGCAACGACCACACCAUCACGGUGGGAGACCAGGUGCUUCUUGACACCCGCAACCUGGACAUCAGCCACCUCCCGUCUAAACUGCGACCUCGCUUCUGCGGGCCUUUUCUCGUCGAAGCGCAGGUUACACCUGUUACCUUCCGCUUGCGUCUGCCAGCCACCUGGAAGAUUCACAACGCCUUCCAUGUCCAACUUCUGAAGCCAUAUCGGGAUCCGAACACGAUCUUCGUCGGAUGCCAACCGCCGCCGCCGCCACCCGUCCUCGUCCAGAAUGAACCCGAGUACGAGGUCGAGUCCGUGCUUGCACACCGCCGACGUCGGAAUGGCACCGUGGAGCUUCUCAUCCGUUGGAAGGGUUAUGAUCCUUCUGAGGACAGCUGGGUCCCUGAGUCCGACAUGGGUAAACCCCGUCGUCCUCUGCAUGACUACCUUGUCAAGCAGGGUGUUACUUCUACCACCCAGCUUUGAGGGGGGGAAGUGUGAGAGUACGACCCCGUU